GCAAACUUUCGAGGAUAAUUUCUGUAAGCUUUGACUGUUCAGUCGUAUUAUUUAACACUCCGUGUUGAAGUCACCAAGGCGACGUUUCUAGAGGUGCGGCGUUUUCUUUUAAAGCGGCGUCGCACUUGGAAUUACGCUGAACUUCUGUCACAGUGCUUGCGUUACUGAGGUACAGGUAUGGAAUUAAGAUUUUGAAAUUUGUGCGUAUUCUGCGGUUCCGACCCCAUCGCCUUCGCAAGACUGCAAUGUUUUUCAGCGGUUUCACACCAUUCAUCUAACUGGCAAGGGAGCUGCGUCCGCGUACCGGCGGAAACACGGCAAGUCGGACCGGCAACGACCAACAGUGAAUGCAUGUCUGGGGCCACGGUGAGAGGAGUCUAUGGGAUCAGGAUGAAAUAAGAGUCGGCCUGCCCCAGGUUUACAUCACAGAGGAUGAAGAGAGCCAUAUGACGGAUUGCCGGAACAGCAGGAUUUCACUAUGGCGCAAACCAGUUUGCUGCAGGGGAAACGGUUUUACUGCAGGGAGUGGGUCUUCCACAAGCUCCAGCACUGUUUGCUGGAGAAGACGAACAGCCUCGCCGGCGUGAGCGGCACCCCCAACAAGCAGCCCAGCGCGGCCCAUCCCGCUGGCGGCCCGGCCGGGCCCGGCCCCUCGGGGAAGGGGACGGCCUGGGGGGUGCUGCUGGUGGGAGGUCCGGGGAGCGGGAAGACGGCCAUCUGCACGGAGCUUCUGUGGCCCAGCUCGCCCCAGGGGCUGCACCGCGGGCUGCACCGGCAGGGCCUGGCCUUCCACUUCUGCCGGGCCGACGACUCAGACACCCUCUGCGUCAGCGGCUUCAUCCGGGGGCUGGUGGCCCAGAUCUGCCGCAGCGGGCUGGUCCCAGGCUACGAGGAGAAGGUGCGGGACCCGGUGGUGCAGAGUGCCCUGCAGCCUGGGGAGUGUGAGAGGAACCCCGCGGAGGCAUUUAAGAGGUGCGUGCUCCUCCCUCUCAUGAACGCCAAGCCCCCCCAGCAGUCCCUCUUCAUCCUGGUGGACUCCAUCGACGAGGGCUGCCAGCUGGGUGACGGCGAGCAGAAGUCCUCGGGGCCCUCGCGGACCAUCGCCGAGCUCCUGGCCAGCCACCACGAGUUCCUGCCGCCCUGGCUGCUCCUCAUCUGCUCUGCCCGCCGGCAGAACAAAGCCGUCACCAAGCUCUUCACAGGAUUUCGCAAAAUCAGUCUGGACGACCUCCGCAAGGCCUACAUCGUCAAGGACGUGCAGCAGUACAUCCUACACCGGCUGGACCAGGAGGAGGCGCUCCGGCAGCACCUCACCAAGGAGACGGCCGAGAUGCUCAACCAGCUGCACAUCAAGAGCAGCGGCUGCUUCCUGUACCUGGAGCGCGUGCUGGAUGGCGUGGUGGAGAACUUUAUCAUGCUCCGCGAGAUCCGGGACAUCCCGGGGACCCUCAACGGCCUCUACCUGUGGCUCUGCCAGAGACUCUUCGUCAGGAAGCAGUUCACCAAAGUGCAGCCCAUCCUCAACGUUAUCCUCGCUGCCUGCCGGCCCCUAACGGUCAAGGAGCUGUACCACGCCGUCUGGACCAAAAACAUGAUGCUGACGAUGGAGGAGUUCCAGAGGAAAAUGGACAUCCUGUCCAAGCUGCUGGUGGACGGCUUGGGAGGCACCAGGAUCCUUUUUCACUACAGCUUUGCUGAGUGGCUGCUGGACGUCAAGCACUGCACUCAGAAGUACCUCUGCAACGCGGCAGAGGGGCACAGGAUGAUGGCGAUGAGCUACACCUGCAGGGCCAAGGACCUCAAACCGCUGGAGGUGCAGGAGUUUGCUUACCACCUGAUCAACUCCAACUUGCAGAUAGAGCCCUUCAACCUUGCACUCUGGAUGGUAUGGAAUGGCACGCCAGCCAAAGACUCCUUGACGACCUCCAUACCCAAAGAGCAGGAGGUGUUGCAGCUCUUGGUCAAAGCCGGCGCACACGUCAACAGCGAGGACAACCGGGCGUCUUGCAUCGUGCAGCAGGCAUUGGAGAGGGAGGACUCUAUACGGACGUUACUUGACAAUGGGGCGUCCGUGAACCAAAGCGAUUCCAGCGGCAGGACUUUGUUAGCUAAUGCCGCGUACAGCGGGAAUCUAGACGUGGUGAACCUGCUCAUCUCCCGACGAGCCAACCUGGAGCUGGAGGACAGCCAUGGGCAGACAGCACUUACUCUCGCCGCAAGGCAAGGGCACACCAAGGUGGUGAACUGCCUCAUCGGCUGCGGAGCAAACAUCAACCACACCGAUCACGACGGCUGGACGGCCCUGAGGUCAGCCGCCUGGGGUGGGCACUCUGAGGUGGUAUCUGCUCUCCUGUACGCCGGUGCCAAGGUGGACUGUGCGGACGCCGACAGCAGGACCGCCCUGAGGGCCGCGGCCUGGGGCGGCCACGAGGACAUUGUGCUCAAUCUGCUUCAACACGGGGCGGAAGUCAACAAGGCUGACAACGAGGGGAGGACGGCGCUCAUCGCUGCAGCGUACAUGGGGCACAGGGAGAUCGUGGAGCAUCUCCUGGACCACGGGGCGGAGGUGAACCACGAGGACGUGGACGGAAGGACCGCCCUCUCCGUCGCCGCCCUCUGUGUGCCCGCCAGCAAAGGCCACGCCUCGGUCGUCAGCCUCCUCAUAGACCGGGGCGCGGAGGUCGACCACUGCGACAAGGACUGCAUGACCCCUCUGCUGGUGGCGGCCUACGAGGGACACGUGGACGUGGUCGACUUGCUCCUGGAGGGCGGCGCCGACGUCGACCACACGGACAACAACGGCCGAACGCCUCUUCUCGCGGCGGCUUCGAUGGGCCACGCCUCUGUGGUCAACACCCUGCUCUUCUGGGGAGCAGCCGUGGACAGCAUCGACAGCGAAGGGAGAACGGUGCUGAGCAUAGCGUCCGCUCAGGGGAACGUGGAGGUUGUCAGGACUCUGCUGGACAGAGGACUAGACGAGAAUCACAGGGAUGAUGCGGGUUGGACCCCACUGCAUAUGGCCGCCUUUGAGGGCCACCGGCUGGUGUGCGAAGCUCUCAUUGAGCAGGGCGCCCGAUGCACAGAAGUCGACAACGACGGCCGCAUCCCGCUGAUCCUGGCGGCACAAGAGGGUCAUUACGACUGCGUGCAGAUACUGCUUGAAAACAAGUCUAGCAUUGAUCAGAGGGGCUACGACGGGAGAAAUUCACUCAGAGUAGCAGCCCUGGAGGGCCACAGAGACAUAGUUGAGCUGCUUCUCAGUCACGGCGCGGACAUCGACUACAAAGACGCAGAUGGCCGCCCCACGCUGUACAUCCUGGCACUUGAGAACCAGUUGGCUAUGGCAGAGUAUUUCUUGGAAAAUGGCGCCAACGUAGAGGUCUGCGACAUGGAGGGCAGGACAGCCCUCCACGUUUCCUGCUGGCAGGGGCACAUUGAAAUGGUGAGGCUGCUGAUAAAUUUUCACGCCGACGUCAACUCUUGCGACAACGAGAAGCGUUCCGCCUUGCAGUCCGCUGCCUGGCAGGGCCACAUGAAGGUCGUCCAGUAUCUUAUCGACAACGGGACGCGGGUGGACCACACAUGUAAUCAGGGGGCCACCGCACUGGGGAUCGCGGCCCAGGAAGGACACAUUGACGUGGUCCAACUGCUGCUGGAGCACGGGGCGGACCCCAACCACGCCGACCAGUUUGGGCGCACCGCCAUCCGGGUGGCCGCCAAGGGCGGCCACUCACAGAUUAUCAAACUGCUGGAAAAGUAUGGAGCCUCCAGCCUGAACGGCUGCAGCCCUUCCCCUGUUCACACUAUGGAGGAAAAAGCCCCUAUCUCUGUCACGGGAAAGAUGCAGUCUCUCACCAUAAAAUCCAACAGCUCUGGAAGCACAGGAGCUGGAGACCUACAGCCUUCAGGCCGCGGCAUCACUAAUGGCCCGGCCCACGCGUUUAGCUCCCCGUCGGAGUCCCCGGACUCCACAGUUGACCGACAGAAGUCCUCCCUUUCAAACAACUCCCUGAAGAGCUCAAAGAACUCCUCUCUGAGGACCACCUCAUCCACUGCCACCGCCCAGACCGUGCCAAUAGACAGCUUUCACGGGCUCACCUUCACCGAGCAGAUCCAGCAACACUCCCUGCCACGCAGUCGAAGCAGACAGUCCAUAGUUUCCCCCUCUUCCACCAACAAGUCAGUAGGACAGCAUCCCAGCUCGCCAUCCAGUGAAUUUGAAUGGAGCCAGGUCAAGCCCAGUUUGAAGUCAACCAAAGGAACCAAAGUUGGACACAGCUUGUCCAAUGGCUCCAGCAAGGGAGGUUUGGGGGAGAAGAAGAAGUCCAAGAAUGGCGGCUCGUCCCAGGGUCAGGUGUUGGAGUAUGAGAUGACCCAGUUCGACAAAAGGAUCGCGCUUGCCAAGCCGGCGUCAAACGUCGUGCUGAAAGACUCUCAGUGCAAGGUCAUGGCCCCGACCUCCGCCCAGCAGCAAUUCCUGGUCCAGCAGCAGGGGAGUGCCGAGAAGAAAAGGAAUGGCAUCAUGACCAAUCCCAACUAUCAUCUGCAGGGCAAUCAAGUGUUCCUUGGGAGAGUUUCUGUGCCCAGAACUGUGCAGGAUAGGGGGCACCAGGAUGUCCUGGAGGGCUACCCAAUUGGUGAGACAGAACUAAGCCUUAAGCAAGCCCUCAAACUGCAGAUCGAAGGAUCAGACCCUGCUUUUAACUAUAAAAAGGAGACCCCAUUAUAGCUGAUGUCGCUAAUGGAAUCCGCCAUACAGAUAUUGGAAAGAAUGUGCCAAAGCAAGCUCCUUCACCCACAUAGAAACGGAAUCCAUUUCCACUGUCCCGAGUGGACACUUUGAACACAUCAAAAGCCUAGUGGAGAAUGCGAUCAUUGCACAAGGAGUCCAUAGACUGAUACUGCGACGUGCCUACAUUUGUGACGGCCUUUUCUGUGUAACCCUGCACGCUACCAUUUAUUUAAUGUAUGGAUAUUUAAUAUGCAGAGUAUGCACUUUUUGGGAAAAAAGUAUUGUUCAA
This is a messenger RNA of Megalops cyprinoides (Indo-Pacific tarpon), 5021 nucleotides long. RefSeq names its product ankyrin repeat domain 50 (gene ankrd50). NCBI's taxonomy places the organism in Eukaryota, Metazoa, Chordata, Actinopteri, Elopiformes, Megalopidae. Gene Ontology annotation, molecular function: protein binding. The coding region runs from base 479 to 4729 and encodes 1416 amino acids. The record is from RefSeq and is a predicted model, not a curated record. The transcript has 4 exons.